Grus americana (Whooping crane) is the source of this 2287-nucleotide messenger RNA. It is a transcript of the gene RSL24D1, whose product is annotated as ribosomal L24 domain containing 1. Gene Ontology annotation, cellular component: nucleolus. The record is from RefSeq and is a predicted model, not a curated record. Bases 83 to 574 code for a protein of 163 amino acids. Gene Ontology annotation, biological process: ribosomal large subunit biogenesis. The transcript is spliced from 6 exons. NCBI's taxonomy places the organism in Eukaryota, Metazoa, Chordata, Aves, Gruiformes, Gruidae.
CCGCCUCCGGUCAGCUGAUCGCGCCUUUCCGGCGGGGCCUGCGGAGCGGCGCGGAGCGGCGCGGCGCGGCGGGGGCCCGGACAUGCGGAUCGAGAAGUGCUACUUCUGCUCGGGGCCCAUUUACCCGGGCCACGGCGUCAUGUUCGUGCGCAACGACUGCAAGAUAUUCAGAUUCUGUAAAUCAAAAUGCCACAGAAACUUUAAAAAGAAGCGAAAUCCCAGAAAGAUGAGAUGGACCAAAGCAUUCCGGAAAGCAGCUGGCAAAGAAUUGACAGUGGAUAAUUCAUUUGAGUUUGAAAAACGUAGAAAUGAACCAGUGAAAUACCAGAGAGAGUUGUGGAACAGGACUGUUGAUGCAAUGAAGAGAGUGGAGGAAAUAAAGCAAAAACGCCAAGCUAGAUUUAUUAUGAACAGAUUAAAGAAGAGCAAAGAGUUGCAGAAGGCAGAAGACAUCAAAGAAGUCAAACAGAAUAUCCACCUUCUUCGUGCUCCACAUGCAGGCACACCAAAACAGCUGGAGGACAAAAUGGUGCAGAAGCUGCAGGAGGAUGUGGCUAUGGAAGAAGACUCUUAAAAUGCUUUAAUUUUCUAUUUAUAUUUCUUCAGCAAUUAACAGUUCCUUACUGCCUCACCUGACAUCAUUCAGAACUGUACUUACGGUCAAUAAAAAUAUAUUUUAAUGAAUAGUGAUCAUUUACACUUUGAAUUAUUGUUAUUAUUUUUUUUUUAUAAAAAAAAUAGGAAGACGGAUACUGGUUUGGGCAGUACUUACAAUUCUGUAAUUUGAGUAAAACCUUGUCAGCAGGAUGGAGAAUAAGGCAUAUUGUUUGAAAUACUGUGUGCUCCUUGGAAAGUUAAACUUUCGGGAUAACUUUUCCCUGAUGAUCCAAGGAAUAAAAUAUAUUGGCCCUGAGCUUUUCCUAUUUUGUCUGUUGUUUUUUCAUAGUGGUAAAAGCAGAUAAAAAUGUAUCUUAAUGAUUAUAAGGUGGGGCAGGAUGUAUUCAGUUUUCAUCAGUCCAGUGCAGUCCAGAUAUUUUCACUCUUGUCAUUGUGAAAUUUUUUCAGUUUGUUAUGAAUGCCUAUAGUGUUUUAUUUCUUGAAGUCCACUUCUCCAGAAUUACAUUGCAGUUGACACCUAAGCCUGGCAAAGCUAACAUUGAUGAAGGACUUACUGCUGUUUGGAAAAUCAUAAUGGUGAUAGCAUCCAGUUCAAGUUGGACCCGCCAUCCUCCUGACCUACUGAAAUUCAAAUCUGACACAUAAUCAGGCUGACUGAGAUGCUCAAUAAAUCACAUUUUUGACUGUUUACCUAAAACUCAAGAUUAUUUUGGUAGAAAAGAAGAUCGUGUUAAAGUGUAGGUGUAUUGCAUGUUGUGGUGGUAUUUAUCUUUAUUCACUGUGUCAUCAGUACUGAGAUAAAUACACUGCUUUUCUAAACUGUCAGUAGUUUAUCUACAACAGUGUGAUCAAAGAAGGCUUUCAAAGGCAUUUAAAAUACUUUCUUGUCAGUGCUAGUUACCCUGAAAAAUACUAAUUUGUAGUUCUAUUCAAAACGAAUACAUGCUAUAGCAAGCACUGGAAAACUUCCUUGCACCUAUCACCUCCAUGUGUAUUGUGUAGUUCAGAAGAGAGUCAUAUUUGAACAUACGAAAAGGGGCAGUGGGGUGUGUGUGAAAUAAACAGGCAUUGUACUCAGUUUUUCAUCUCUUGAUUUAUGAAUUAUGUUUAGAUAUUUAGAAAACUUUGUAUUUUAGUGAGAUAAAAAUAGUAAUUCCUUCAUAUUUUCAUGAAAUUAAAAUUUGCUGAUAAGGUGAUAGCUGAUAAGUAUUUCAGAUGUACAAUAUUCUUAUGUCCCCUGUAAACUGUAAUAUAAAUAACAUCUCAAAAGCAUAUGGUAGGUUGGCCAGAAAACAUAUGCCAAUGGGGUGAAAUCACCAAGAUGCUACAGUAUAAUCCUUGGACACAGUGAAGGGAGACCUUCACAGAAUGUGACUAUACAAGUUAACUCGGUAUUUCAGCUCGGGAAAUGUGUGUUUGCAUGGCCUGUUUUACCAUAGUAUUUGAUGUCCUUGAAGUGGGAUACCUUAUCUAAAAGUCUUAUUACAGAUUAUUGGGUUUUUUACUGAGUUUUAAAGAUGUGAUGUUGAGUGAGUGCCACGUUUUAAUUUUCUCCAAAAACAGUAAAGUGAAUCUGCAAAGCGGAGAAAGGUGAGGAAUCCCACUGGAUGUUAUGCAAUAUUUGUAUACAUAUGAGGUUUUUUAGCAUUAAAUAAUUUAUACUACAUAG